Molecule: messenger RNA, 3769 nt
Organism: Myotis lucifugus (little brown bat)
Lineage: Eukaryota; Metazoa; Chordata; Mammalia; Chiroptera; Vespertilionidae
Gene: RET
Product: ret proto-oncogene
Exons: 19
Biological process (GO): cell surface receptor protein tyrosine kinase signaling pathway; protein phosphorylation; positive regulation of kinase activity
Cellular component (GO): axon; signaling receptor complex
Molecular function (GO): ATP binding; transmembrane receptor protein tyrosine kinase activity
Source: RefSeq, a predicted model, not a curated record
AUGUAUCUGAAGUGGAACCAGCUGCAUGACCAUGGACUUUUCUUCAGCCUGUUAGUCUCUGCCUACUUGUGCACAGACACAGCCCCGCUGGGACUCUACUUCUCCAGGGACGCUUACUGGGAGAAGCUGUACGUAGACCAACCGGCCGGGACGCCCCUGCUCUACGUCCAUGCCCUGCGCGACGCCCCAGAUGAGGUGCCCAGCUUCCGCCUCGGCCAGCACCUCUACGGCGCCUACCGCAAACGGCUGCACGAGAACGACUGGAUUCGCAUCCAGGAGGACACGGGCCUUCUCUACCUGAACUGGAGCCUGAACCACAGCUCCUGGGAGAAGCUCAACAUACGCAAUGGCGGCUUCCCCCAGCUCACCGUCUACCUCCAGGUCUUCCUGUUGCCCACGCCCCUGCGUGAGGGCGAAUGCCAGUGGCCAGGCUGUGCCCGCAUCUACUUUUCCUUCAUCAACGCCUCCUUCCCGGCGUGUGGCUCCCUCAAACCCCGGGAGCUCUGCUUCCCCGACAGGGAGCCCUCCUUUCGAAUUCGGGAGAACCGGCCUCCGGGCACCUUUCACCAGUUUCGCCAGCUGGCAGUGCAGUUCCUCUGCCCCAACAUCAGCAUGGCCUACAGGCUCCUGGGAGGUGAGUGCGGGCCUCACGGCCGUUCCUCGGUGCCUGCUGGUGGGCCAGGCACCGUGCUAAGGGCUAAGGAGGUGACAAACCUGCAGAAGCCCAGCCUGGGGCUUCCGUUCCUGUGGAGGAUGGAGAGCACCCGUGGCACUGUGGUGUCCACCCUGCACGUCUUCGAUCCGGAUGUGGUGCCAGCAUCCGGGGAGCUCCUGAGGCGGUACACAAGCACGCUGCUCCCCGGAGAUGCCUGGGCCCUCCAGACCUUCCGUGUGGAGCACUCACCCAACGAGACCUUGGUCCAGGCCGACGGCAGCUUCAUUCGGGCAACGGUGCAUGACUACAGGCUGGUCCUCAACCGCAGCCUCCCCAUCUCGGAGAGCCGCACCCUGCAGCUGGCUGUGCUGGUCAAUGACUCCAGCUUCCAGGGCCCUGGGGAGGGCACCCUCCUCCUCCACUUCAACGUGACGGUGCUGCCGGUCAGCCUGCGCCUGCCCAGCGCUACUCCUACAUACUAUAGCAAGCGGGCCCGCCUCUUCGCCUAGGUUGGGAAAGUCUCUGUGGAGAACGGCCAGGAGUUCACGGGCAUCCACCUGCGGUACGAGCUGCAGCUCUCCAGCGCCAACUGCAGCGCCUUGGGAGUGGUCACCUCGGCCGAGGACACCUCGGGGACCCUGUUCGUGAAUGACACGGAGGCCCUGCGGCGGCCCGAGUGUACCCAGCUCCAGUACACGGUGGUGGCCACCGACCAGCCAACCGGCAACCAGGCCCGGGGCCCACUGCUCAUCACCAUGGAGGGGACGUACGUGGCUGAGGAGCCAGGCUGCCCCCUGUCCUGCGCCGUCAGCAAGAGGCGGCCCGAGUGUGAGGAGUGCGGUGGCCUGGGCUCUCUGACAGGCAGGUGCGAGUGGAGACAGGGAGACGGCAAAGGGAUCUCCAGGAACUUCUCCACCUGCUCCCCCAGCAUCAAGACCUGCCCCGACAGCCACUGUGAUGCCGUGGAGAGCAGCAAUCCCCACAUCUGCCCCCAGGACUGCCUCCGGGGCAGCAUCAUUGGGGGGCAUGAGCCAGGGGAGCGCUGGGGGAUUAAAGCCGGCUUUGGGACCUGCAGCUGCUUCCCCGAGGAGAGGAAGUGCUUCUGUGAGCCGGAGGACAGCCAGGACCCGCUGUGCGACGAGCUGUGCCGCACGGUGAUCGCGGCGGCCGUGCUCUUCUCCUUCAUCAUCUCCGUGCUGCUGUCCACCUUCUGCAUCCACCGCUACCACAAGAACGCCCACAAGGCGCCCAUCGCCUCGGCCGAGAUGACUGUCCACCGGCCGGCCCAGGCCUUCCCCAUCAGCUACUCCUCCUCCAGUGCCCGGCGGCCCUCGCUGGACUCCAUGGAGAACCAGGUCUCUGUGGACGCCUUCAAGAUCCCGGAGGACCCAAAGUGGGAGUUCCCACGGAAGAAUUUGGUUCUUGGAAAAACUCUGGGAGAAGGCGAGUUUGGAAAAGUGGUCGAGGCAACAGCCUUCCGGCUGAAAGGCAAAGCUGGGUACACGACUGUGGCCGUGAAGAUGCUGAAAGAGAACGCCUCCCCAAAUGAGCUGCGGGACCUACUGUCAGAAUUCAACCUCCUGAAGCAGGUCAACCACCCCAAUGUCAUCAAGCUGUAUGGGGCCUGCAGCCAGGACGGGCCGCUUCUCCUCAUCGUGGAAUAUGCCAAGUACGGCUCCCUUCGGGGCUUCCUGCGAGAGAGCCGCAAGGUGGGGCCCGGCUACGUUGGCAGCAGAGGCAGCCGCAACUCCAGCUACCUGGACAACCCGGACGAGCGGGCCCUGACCAUGGGUGACCUCAUCUCCUUCGCCUGGCAGAUCUCACGGGGGAUGCGAUACCUGGCCGAGAUGAAGCUCGUCCAUCGGGACUUAGCAGCCAGAAACGUCCUUGUAGCCGAGGGGCGGAAGAUGAAGAUUUCGGACUUUGGUCUGUCCCGGGAUGUGUAUGAAGAGGAUUCCUAUGUGAAGAGGAGCAAGGGCCGGAUUCCAGUCAAAUGGAUGGCAAUUGAGUCCCUGUUUGAUCAUAUCUACACCACCCAGAGUGAUGUGUGGUCCUUUGGUGUCCUGCUGUGGGAGAUUGUGACCCUGGGGGGCAACCCCUACCCUGGGAUUCCUCCUGAGCGGCUCUUCAACCUUCUGAAGACGGGCUACCGGAUGGAGAGGCCUGACAACUGCAGCGAGGAGAUGUACAGCCUGAUGCUGCAGUGCUGGAAGCAGGAGCCAGACAAGAGGCCAGUGUUUGCCGACAUCAGCAAAGACCUGGAGAAGAUGAUGGUUAAGAGAAGGGACUACUUGGAUCUGGCCGCGUCCACCCCGUCCGACUCCCUGCUUUACGAUGACGGCCUCUCGGAAGAGGAGAUGCCCCUGGUGGACUGUAAUAAUGCUCCCCUCCCUCGAACCCUCCCCUCCACGUGGAUUGAAAACAAACUCUAUGGUAGAAUUUCACAUGCAUUUACUAGAUUCUAGCGACUCUGUUCCUCUCUGCACUAUCCUUACUCUCUGGAAUGCUUUUUAAAGAGUCUCUCUGGUCUGAAUGAAACCAAAGUCCACUCUGAACCUUUUUAUUUGUAAUGUCUGAGUUUGCAUCCGUUGACAUUCAGGCAUUUUUGCAACUAUGUUUUUUUAAAGGAUGUGAAAAUAAGUGUAAUUACUAUUCUGCCCAGCAAUUUAAGAUGAUAAAGAAAGAGCGCAGGGCAGAACACUCAGGGGACGUUGAGACUAUGAGGAAUAAGUCAUUUCUGGGGUGGGCAUCAAGUCACAGUACUUGUAAUUUAACUACUGGAACACACUUACCCAAACUGGGGAGGUGUUUGAGAAAGGAGGAGCCAGCAGCACGCGCCUGCACGGAGCGCAGCCAGUGGCCCCAGACCCUGUCUGGGUGGGCGGGGUGCCCAGCCACAGGCCAGCACCGGGGAGGGCACACGCAGGCAGCUGUUUUCACAUCCUUUGCGUUACCCACUGUCAUGACGGCUGUCACUUAUGAAGUCAGCGCUGAAAGCUAGAGCAGAUGCUUCUGGAAGAACGUAGUCUGUGGUGCUGUGGUCUCGCAAUGGACAGUAAAUACGGUUCUUGCCAAAACUCCUUCUUUUGUCUUCAAUUAAAUACUUGAAAUUUU